Messenger RNA from Betta splendens (Siamese fighting fish), 2054 nucleotides. RefSeq names its product histone-lysine N-methyltransferase SETDB1-B-like. The coding region runs from base 295 to 1446 and encodes 383 amino acids. Gene Ontology annotation, cellular component: nucleus. The record is from RefSeq and is a predicted model, not a curated record. Gene Ontology annotation, molecular function: histone H3K9 methyltransferase activity. NCBI's taxonomy places the organism in Eukaryota, Metazoa, Chordata, Actinopteri, Anabantiformes, Osphronemidae. The transcript is spliced from 7 exons. Gene Ontology annotation, biological process: heterochromatin organization; negative regulation of gene expression.
UGUGAAACGUCAGGAAGCAGACGAAGAAAAAACAAGUCUAAAAUGGAGGCGGAUAUGCUUUUCUUGUAAAGCAAAGCACGGCAUAAUUUAAUUGACCUUAUAAUAUCGCGCUGCGCAUAUUAAUGAUUUUUGUCCUUAAUUUGCUUGUUAGUUAUAUCUUGUUAGUUAAAGCUAAUUAGCGUAACUUAAGGGCCGUAGCGCUAGCUUGAUGGUUAGCUUUUGCUACUUCCUAACUUAAAUCCCAGUAUAAAAUAAUAAUUCCUUUUAGUGUGGUGUGACCUGGCGUUUGUCAGGAUGAUCAAAACAGAAAACAUGGCCGAAGCGCCUUAUGAGUCGGUUUACUCGGUGGAUGAAAGUCUUGACAAAAAGCCCACACUGGACACAUUGUGUUGUUACUCUCACGGUAUAACCAAAUACGCAGUUGUAGUUUUGACCAGACUGCCUGAAUAUAAGAUCAGUGCCCUGCGACCACCGACGCCUCAGCAGUUCUACAGCGAGGACGAGUCGCUGAGCAGCUCGGAUUCCGAUAUGCAGUGGGAGCCACAAGGUCAUUCUAGCGAUUCGGACUUUUUCACCUCGGCCAUGAAUCAGAAAGCUGCCAAGGCAGCCACAGAAAGUUCAGUGACUGCCCCUUCCCCUCCACCAGCAACAAGCAAAACUAACACCGUCCCCAGGCUCGAAACGACCCCUGUAAUAAUAUCAUCAGCUUUUGCUCAUACCUCCCGUGAAACCACAAAUGUCCGUCCCAACUUGCCUGAGGAAGAGGUCAAAGUGGACAUGAUGGUGCUGGCACGAAAGAAGCACAUGAAGUGGCAACGGGGAAAAAUAACUGAGUUGCUUACAAAGGAAGAUGGACGGUUGAAAUACAAAGUAAAUUUUGAAGAAAAGGGCCGGAGCCUAGUUUCUGGACACCACAUCGCCUUUGACCACACACCAAAGCUAGAGCAGCUGUAUGUUGGUGCUCGUGUGGUCGUCCGGUGUCAAGAAAACAAAUUCAAAUUCUCUCCAGGGAUCUUGGCCGAGCUCCCCAGCAGAAAGAACCGAUUACGGUUCCUGGUCUUCGUGGAUGACCACACGCCAGUAUAUGUUGGUUUACCUUCACUUCACCUUGUGUGCAGACCAUUGGAAGACAACUUGGAGGAUGUACCUGAUGGUCCUCACAGAGAUUUUCUCAAACAGUACUUGAAAGACUGGCCUUACCCACAUUUAACCCAGUACAAACCUGGACAAACGUUUAAUGCGGAACUAAACGGAGUGCUGCAGAAGUGUGAGGUGCAGGUUGUGGACUCUAGCUUGAUACAGGUUGUUUUCCAGGCUAAUCAACAAAAGGAGUGGAUACACCGAGGCUCUAUUCGACUGGAACACAUGACAAGGUUUUUGGAACUGAAAGAACUUGGGAAUAAGAAAAAAGAGAAAGCUCAACCACAGAUACAAGUGACGAUAUAGCUCUGAAUGGAAAAGAGUCAAAUUUCAAUACUAUCUUCUUCAAGAGAUACAUCUUCUGCUCGGUAUAAAAGAUGUGUUAAGGGGGGUGAGUUUGCAUUAUUGCUUCAUUUUUCUACUUUGGUGUGUCAUGUAAGGUCACUAUCUUAAAAUAUACUGGACAAUUUGUCAUUAAAAUACAUUUUUGAGGACCAUAUUGGAACUUUGUUGAAAUAAAGCUGCAUGUUCCUUAGAAUUCUAGCUUGUUUUCUUUUAUUUGCUUUUCUAAGGAAAUUAAACCAAGUAUAUAACCCCCAUUACAGAUUAAAUUUUUGGCCUAAAGCAUUCUGGUAAGGGUACAUUAACAUAUUUUCUUUCUGUCUUUCAAAUAAAAUAUUACAACCAAAGUAGUUAGUAAAGUUAGAGAAGGCACUAAAUACCCAAUUUAGACACACAGACACAACCAUCACUGUAAAUGUUUCUAUGCUGUUUAACAUCCUUUGCAUUAUCUGUUUUGCUGUUUAUUUGACAGUGGGCCAGACAUUUUUCUUGAUUUUUGCCAAUUUAUCCACCUUUCAAACUUUUGUUUAAACAUUUUGUUUUAUAUUGUGAACAAUAAACAUUUAAAAUGA